ACAUCACCAGACAAUUUGCUGUUUCCUAACCUAUACGAGUAAGCUGAUUGGAUCUUACCCUGCUCAUUCACUCCUGAGGCUUGUUAAACAAUAAUCUCCUCGGAUCGGCCUUUCUUUGGGAAGAGAAAGCCACGUUAGUGAUGAGCACAGGCAGGUUACGUGGAACUUUAUCCUGUGUGUCGGAUGGGGACAUGACCGGGGGCCAGUCCCAGGGCUUGGUCCUGCAGCCCUUCUGGGACUACCUCCACCGGAACCACCAUGACCUCCUGAGAAGCCCUCUGUGCCCCGUGGUGCUCUCCGUCACCACCUACUUCUUCGUGGUUGGUCUUUACACGCUGCUUGACCUGCUGGCUCCCACCUGGCCCUGCAUUAACCGCUACAGGCUCCAUCCUCACAGAGCCGUCACCUGGCCCAACAUCUGGGAUACGCUGGGAGUCACCAUCUACAACCAUCUGCUGUACAUCUUUCCCGCUGCGGUGGCGCAGUGGCUGUGGAGGCCGCCCAGCCCAUUGCCCUGUGAGGCACCCACUCUCCAGAGCUUCUUUCUGGGCAUCCUGGGCUGCACGCUGGUCUUUGACUUCCAGUAUUACAUGUGGCACCUGCUGCACCACCGGAUACCGUGGCUGUACCGCACGGUCCACGCCGUGCACCACCAGUACAACCAGCCCUUCAGCCUCGUCACCCAGUACCUGUCUGGAUGUGAGUUAUUCAACUUGGGAUUUUGGGCUACAAUAGACCCCAUCCUGCUUCGGUGCCACUGCCUCACAACAUGGGGCUUCAUGGUCUUCAACAUCUACAUUUCCACCGAGGACCACUGCGGCUACGACUUCCCGUGGGCCAUACACAACCUGGUGCCCUUUGGCCUGUGGGGUGGUCCGCCCAAGCAUGAUGCUCACCACCAGCGGCCCAACACUAACUUUGCCCCGUUCUUCUCUCAUUGGGACUGGCUCGGGGGCACCCACACCGCGCCAACUCCCCUGAGCCACGAUGCCGUGGAGGAGCCAGACGAGGUGAAAGGGACAAAAGACCAAAGAGCUUGAAUUCGUCUCUCAUUGACUCAGUCGCUUUUUGACUCAAACUGCCUCUUUUGUACCCGCACUCACUCUAACACCCUUGUUUUUUCCAACCAGUUUCUUUCUCUACCAUCUGUCUUUUUGAUAUUAUUAUACUGACUCACCCUUUUUAUUUGAUGUCUUCCACUGCUCUCUCACCGUUUAGGAGCUGAUUAUCAGUCUAACAUUUGACUCUGGUAAGUUGUUGAGAAGAAUUAUCUUUUACUUCUGUUUCAUGUACAAUGAUAGUAUAGAUUAUCCUGUACUGUUGUACAUGUAUCUCUCAUUCACAGAGAUUUCCCAUUUAUGUUAAUGUGUUGAUGUUAUUAUGUUAUUUCUCCUGUUUUGAGCUCUUUUAUUGAGUAUUUGCUGAUAGUAGAUGGUGUGAUCUGUCAGAGUGAUUACACACCUGUUAGCACGUACAUUGUCCCUCUCUCGCUCCUCAGCUCUGACCCUCUCACUCACACGCAUGAAUAGCGGUCUUUUAGCUGCACCCUAGUAUGAUGCGUGGGCGCAAUACUAAUCUGUCCAUCUCUUUUGAGACAACAUGCUCUUACAGAAGGAGUUCUUAAUAAAACUCCCCAAAAAGACAAUACCUUUGUGACAAAACUGUGAAAAUAAAAAAAAUAAAAAAUGAAUAUUUUAUUCAUGCCUUUGCAUUUACAGCAGCAGGUGUUAUUCUUCAAAAUAUCUUACUGUGUUGGACCGAUAGAGACCACUAUGAGAAUCAAGAGAUUUUUCACAUUCAUUUCACAUUUUAGAAUAAAGCCAAAUGUAUAAAUAUGUGGCUGUUUUCAAAGCAGAUAUAAUGUGGUUAUCCAAUACAUUUCU
This is a messenger RNA of Sander lucioperca (pikeperch), 1883 nucleotides long. It is a transcript of the gene ch25hl2, whose product is annotated as cholesterol 25-hydroxylase like 2. Gene Ontology annotation, biological process: sterol biosynthetic process; cholesterol metabolic process. The record is from RefSeq and is a predicted model, not a curated record. Gene Ontology annotation, molecular function: C-4 methylsterol oxidase activity; steroid hydroxylase activity; iron ion binding. The transcript has a single exon. Lineage: Eukaryota; Metazoa; Chordata; Actinopteri; Perciformes; Percidae. Bases 141 to 1040 code for a protein of 299 amino acids.